This is a messenger RNA of Pocillopora meandrina, 19440 nucleotides long. The record is from the annotation of a GenBank genome assembly. Lineage: Eukaryota; Metazoa; Cnidaria; Anthozoa; Scleractinia; Pocilloporidae.
GUAGUCAAGAACUUCUUUUUUAUUUCCAACUCGCCUCCUCUGUCACAAUCGCCUCAUUUUCCCACUUCUUCUUCCUUGAUAGCUUAUUACCACUUCUGCGAGUUCCAAGUUCUUCCUAAAGCAGUGUACCCAUUCAAUAACAUUACCGUCGCCAAGGAUGUCUCGCCUUACAAGGGCGUUGGCUUUGCAGCAGGAACAGAAUUCUCACCGGGAAUUCACGGCGAGGAACAAGGCUCCAUUGAAGUCCAAGGCCGCGCAGACUCUUACAUCGAAUUACGGAAAGACGCCGGGAACCUGAAUAUUAAGAGGUCUAUCACCAUCUUGUUGUAUGUGUAUCCCCUCGGUAGGGCAGGUCCUAUUGUUAACUACAAAAAAGAUGGACAUGGAGUUCAGAUUUACGAGGAUAGAUUUUCAGACAGGGCAUUGGCAACGCGUGUCAAUCGUCGCAAUCUUCGGCGAACAGCAGUUAUUAAGAAGACUGGAAUACUGACCCGAAAUGAAUGGCAUUAUGUCGGAAUGACCUAUGAUUACAGUAGCGGGUUGGUUAGCCUGUGGCACAACGACCAGGAAGUCUCAUCAGGAAACAUAGGAAGAACAGAGAUCGCUACACAGUUUGAUGUACGCAUCGGAGCUCGCCAGACAUCAACGGACGACUUUUUUAAAGGCAGGGUGGCAUGUCUGCAAUUUUACUCAACAGUGUUGACGCAGAGACAAAUCGAAAAGGCACGUAUAGCGUGCAAACCCUGUAAGUAAACAGUCACUAAUAAAAUUAAUUGUGCGGUUAUCAUUUUAGCUGGUCUAAUGCAGUUAACAACCCAACCCAACAUCCUUUCUCUCCAACGUGAUAAUCUUUAGCCAAAGGUUCAGAAACUCUGAGAUCACUCGUCCCUAAUUUCUCCUCCUUACCUUUUAAUGUACCUUGUUUUAACGUUUUCCACCCAGUCAUCCAUCAGCAGGUAUAUUAUACUUUCACAGGAAAUUUUAGCGAGUGAUCUCCAGCCCUCUGAGUAGCGUGGUUAGAACCUGUUUAGGUUUCACCAGUAAGGCAAAGUUUAGUUUCUGCAUGUAGGAAAACUUUAAUUGAUGCUGAUCGGGUUUCCAGCAACCAGCUCCUUUCAGAGCUCAGUUUAAAACAUACAUUGAUGUGUUUUUGAACUUUUUAACUCGCCGCAAAUAGAGACGAGGACGAGUAAAGGAUGGCAAAAAUAAACUCGGAAUACAAAUGAUGACCUAAAAAAUUCGCAUUUCUAAAGACGGACAAACCGUAAAGUAAAUCCUUAAAUAAGUUUGGCUUGUUUGAGAGCAGUUACUCAGUUCCUUCACACGAUUUAUCCAGUGAUCUUUUAUUAACUUCAUUUCAUAGUUGAACCCGUCAGCAGGAUUAAUAUGGUUAUACACCACAAAAGCAGGUACAUUGAAGUCAACGAAAACAUUUCAGUGGCAGUGCACAACGACAAGAACUCAAAGUUUAGCGAGUACGUAUACGAUCUAGGCGACGGAAGCCCGACGGUCACCUCCGAUCGAGAAGCAAUUCACCACCGUUAUUCAACGUAUGGAGAUUUUUCCGUGAAGGCCAUCAUAUUUAGCCGUUGCCGUAAUGAAACUUUAGUCGUCAGAGCAACUGUGACUGUUGAAAGACCUUUGGAGCUCCUGGGAAACCUGACCCUGUCUUAUGACCCUGUAUCAUUCCCCUCCGUGUUUAUUGCAGUUCUGAGUUUAAAUCGAGGCACUGAUUUCAAAUGUAAUUGGAACUUCGGUGAUGGUCACCUGGCUGAGACAGACUUUGCGCAUCAUGGGUUGAUGCACAAGAUGAAUUACCAGUUUAACUCAGCAGGAACGUAUACACUUAACGUCAGUUGUGUCAACAGGCUUAGCACAGCAAAUGUUUCCUCGCUAGUAUUUGUGCAAGUUCCCAUCACAGGUCUCGUUAUUGACAAAAUUACUCCUAAAACCUACCUCAGCGAGUUCCUUGUCACGUGGCGAGUACAAACUGGCAGCGAUAUCCACUACACAGCUAGAUUUGAAAAUAAGGAGCUUAAGAUAUUCAAAGGUCAGAAUGAUUCACGCGGAUGGGCUUGGAUACGACGUCAAGAUCACGUGAGUGUAGGUCUCUUUGACGUCAUUGUAACAGCGACCAAUAAAGUAAGCGCAGUUUUACAGGCUUCAGAAACGAUUCGCAUUGAAACAGAAGUACAACCCUUUGUGCCAGUUAUAUACCAUUCAGAUCGAGACAUCGAAGUUAACGAGACUGUUGUCCUAUCUAUGACAAAAACUAACGAGGAAAAUGCGGCCAAUCCUUACUAUCUUAUCGACUUAGGAGAUGGAAGAAAUCCAUUGAACACAAGAGGGAUAAUGACAAACAUCAGCUAUCCAGUCUACGGGGACUUCUUGGUGACAAUUAAUGCCUCUAACAACGUAUCUUUCUUCAUUGCGAAUAUUUUGAUCAAGAUUCACAAACCAGUGCUGUUGGUAGAAGAUUUGUCCUUGACCACUGAACCGACAAUCUUCUUACAAACUACAGUGAUAAGUGCGCACAUUCCAAGAGCCUCCGAUGUUAUCUGUAGCGCUUCAUUUAAUGAAAUUCCUAAUUACAGCAAGGAGUUCGACCUCCGCGCGCAGUCCGCCUGGGAUCCUGUCAAGGAUCCAAUGAAUAUGAACGUGCCUGAUGUCCAGUUUUUUAUAAAGCGCAAUUAUACAAAAGUAGGAGUUUAUAAAGUGACUGUCACUUGUAGAAACCGUCUUAGUGAAAAGACUGCAACAAUUGCUGUUACUGUCCAGAGACCAAUCAUUGGUGCUCGACUCAUUCCCAUUAAACCUAUUAUAUUUGGAAAACCGAUCAAUAUUAGCUUCGGUUUUACUUCGGGGACCAACGCCUCUUUCGCAAUAGACUUCAACGAGCAUAGAUUCCGUCGGAACAUGACAGGUCUCUCAGCAUUUCAUAUCUUAGAUGAAGAUGUUUACAAAUUCCCAGGGAUACACGAGUACACUGUGGCCGUGUGGAACCUGGUGACGUCUCCGAUUUGGAUUCAAGGGCACGUUAUUGUCGAGAUUCCCAUACAUAGUCUGACAGUGUACAUCAUGGGAAAUCCACGUGAUAUAGAAGUGAACGAGAGCGUGUCCAUAGUUACGAGUCUCAAAAAUGGUAGUAACCCAGAAUUUAAGUUUGACUUCAAUGAUGGAGGUGAGCUGAUGGUCACUCGAAGACAUCUUGUUGAUUACAAGUUUAAUCCUCAUUCUCAUUAUGUGGUUAAUGUCACUGCGCGAAACAAUGUAAGCGAAGAAUUUGCGCUGCUAAAGGUAAAGGUUGUCAAGCCGGUACUCGUUCUCCGAGGUCUCUCACUCCGUACCGCGCCAACUGCUGUGAAUGACUCAACUAAAAUCGUCCUUUAUUUGCGGGAGGGCUCAGAUUUUUUCUGUACAUGGCAGUUUGGAGAUGGAUCAAGUCUGAAUUCUAGUUACCACCAUCUUAGCUUUUAUGCCGAUGGGAAGACAGCGGAAACAGAAGCCUUUCAAAACCUUAAAUUUUACGUUGAACAUAGAUUCUCAUCUGCAGGUAUCUUUGUUGUCACAACCCGUUGUCAAAAUCGCUUGAGUUCCGAAGUCGCAUCGGCGGAGGUCGUGAUUCAAACCCUCGUCGAGGGCUUGAAUAUUCCAGUAAUUCCCGCACAAAGUAUUGGUCGAGAAUUUCGAGUUUUCUGGAGCAUAUCAUCAGGAACAAAUGCUACGUUUCAAAUCAGUUUUAAGGGAGGAAAGAUCACUUCUAUUCACACUUCAGAAUUAGAAGGUCACGCUCGUGUGGUGGUCAAUAUUCCUGGUGAAUAUUUCAUUCAGGUAACGGCCCAUAACUUAGUAAGCCCAAUACAAAACAGAUCAGCGGUCAUCUUAGCAGAACUUGCUGUCACAAAUAUCAUCGUCAACGUUACAUUUGCAUCACGUGAGUUAGAAAUUGAACAAAACGCGACCUUCACCGUUCAGUUAGGUGCUGGAACAAGCCCAAUGUUUUUGUUCGACUUUGGAGACGGCAAUAAAGUUAAGAAUACUUUGGGAAAGAUCUCACACGCCUACGCCUACAAAGAUAUUUAUCUGACACAACCGAACUUCACCUACCAAGUUUAUGUGUCAGCCUAUAAUAACGUGUCUUCAGUCUCUACCAUAAUAAAUGUCACCGUGCAUAGACCAGUUCUUCAACUACAUAACAUGAAGCUGUCGACGUUGCCUUCAAACGUGUCUGAAAACGCGAGAAUCGUGCUUUCAAUCGAUCAAGGCUCGGAUUAUUUCUGUGAUUGUGAUUUCGGAGAUGGAAGAGCGCUACACCGGCUAAACAUCCCAAAAAAAGUGUAUCUGGGCUCAGUCCGAACACCAGUUAAGAACUUUAACAAUCACAGUUAUCGAAUAAGUCAUGUCUACCAAAAAUCUGGAAAAUACCAUUUGCUUGUGGAAUGUAAAAACCGGCUUAGUUAUGAAAGGGAUACCCAGGAAAUUACUAUACAAGAGCCGAUAAAAGAUCUCAAAAUUUCUAACUUGCACCCUCGACAGUUUAACGAAACUUUUGUUAUUUCAUGGCAAACAACCAAUGGCACCGAUGUAAACUUUCGGAUUCUUUUUGGCAAUGUAAUUUCUAAGGAGUUGGGUGGGAAUCGAAACGUCACCAUUAAACCUGCAGAAUAUAAAGCUGCGGGUGUAUUUCAAGUAGUGGUUGAAGCAUGGAACUUCGUCUCCAGGGCUGUUGCUAAAACAGCGCUGAUAAUCCAACAUCCGGUACAUAUUGAAGAUGCAUAUGCUAGGUUACCCCAACAAGGCGGUUCACAUGGUGGGCAAGGUUUUCAUAGCAAUAACUUUCCAGCUUGCCGCAACGUCACAUUCCAAGUUUUCGCGCUAGGAACUGACUUAUCGUAUCAAUGGCAGAUCGAUAAUGAAAAAGGGAAAUUCGGACCAAAGAUGCGCAUUCAGCACAGUUUUCGCCGUGUAGGAAUUCAUACUGUGAUGGUUGUGGUAAGGAACUUGGUGAGGGAGGCGCAUGCGAACAUCAGUGUAAUGAUUCACUACGCCAUAGAGGAUCCUAUCUUGCAAAUCAACAGCCCUCAGAAAAUUAAUCAACCAAUUUUAUUUUACAUAAGCGCUAAGCAGCUCGGCACAAAUUCUUGCUUCUUUGUCGAUUUCGGAGACGGGACACGUUCCUUGUUUGGACAUCCCGGAUGCAAAGCAAGAAACUCAACGUCCAGCUUUAUUGUCAAAUCAGCCGUUGAAAGCGUUAAGUUUGAUCAUGUCUACAAUCAGGUGGGACAAUAUGUUGUUGCCUUAAACGCUUCAAACGAGGUAUCCUUUGUUCGUGUUUUUAAAGAUGUCGAAGUUGUCUUUGCAUCUUGUGCAAGUCCUUAUGUCAAGAUUGAAAAUCUUGGUGAAACUUCAAAUACCGCCCCAACAUCACUCAGAUCGGAUCCCUUCGUUGUCCGUACUCUGAUUCACCUUGACUGCGAGAGAUCCAACAAAGUAAAAUUUAGCUGGAGGCUACUGUUGCUUGACGAAAACGGAGUUCAAAGCAAACACAAAGGAAAUAUUAUUCUGAAUGAAAGAGAACUAAACAUUCCCAGGAAAACGUUGCAAUACGGAGUGUAUGAAGUUCAGUUCACAGCGCAAAUGGCGAUACCUGAAACAGACAAAUUUCGCGGCACAACUAUUGGUUACUUAAAAAUUGUUCCAUCGCCCCUCAUAGCAAAGAUUGACGGCGGUAAUUUGAUCAGUCGAGGAUUUGGGAAAAAGAUAAAGAUCGAUGCAUCACCAUCGAAAGACCCGGAUGUUGAAAAUGUACAAGACUCAGGUAAGGGCAGCAACUUUUACCCAUCCCAAGGGCUGGGCCAAAAUGGAUUAACCCCGCCUCAAAACUGCUGAGCAAACCGAUACAAAUUCCCUAGAGAAUAAAUUUUACCGUACGUUGGCCUGAUCUAGGCUUGAACUUCCCUUGCCAAUGACACUACUGAAGGAAAAGUUGUUAAUUGUUCUGUAGCAUGACAAUUGUUGCGGAUUUUGCGAAUAGCCCUUGAUCGGCAAAAAUUAGUUUUAUGCAAAAUAAAAAGCCGAAAAAAAUUAACUAUCUGCUGCAACGUUCUUAAAUCGAGGCCUUGAAUGAUUCUUUAUGUACAUUCCUUGUAAUAAGGACCAUUUAUCUGUAAUAAGGAUCAUUGCUCCUUCAGUUUGCAUGUUGUGUGCCCUUGUCUAACAAACUAACCCCUUGGCAGGCUUGAGUUACACGUGGCUAUGCAGGAGCAUUUACACGCAGUUCCCACAAAAUCUUUAUUCAAAUUUAAAUCUGCGCACCCCAUACGACACCACCGGUCAAACGUCAACACCUGGGAAAAUGUACUCAAAGGGUUGCUAUGGAGAUGGAGAGUUUGUUUUGGCUGGCAGGGAUAGUUGGCUGACUCUGGACACGUCGCAGAUGAUGGAAGAUGAAACAUACGUGGUGUUUGUGGUCAUAAGGAAAGGAGGAAGGACAGCCCAUCAGUACCAAGUGGUGGAAGUCAUCCAAGGAGAUCCUCCUGUGUCAAAAUUAGAGUAAGUGAAAUCAUAUUGUUUGACUCUAACGUUUCCCAAACAUUUCUACAUAACGUGGUUUAAAAGUAGUGGCCACUCUGCAAUUGGUAUCUUUUUCAUGCACGAAACCUUAAGUUAAGAAGGUCCUAAAUCGGAUAAAGAUCACAAACGAGACCUGCUAGGUUGGUAAACACUUCAGGUAUGAGUCUUUUCACAAGACUUAUGGACCCCUGCUAAGGUUACCAGGUAGCAUGGAGACUCCAAAUAUAAUUCAAUUAAACCAGUGAUAGCGUUAUAGGUUAACGACAAUUAUUUCGUCUCAGUAGACAAGCAUGACUAUUUGGAAUAACAUGAGUAGCGCUGACAAAUGUUCCCUUGAAUCAUUACUUCAUCCAACUGAGUGCUGCGUGACCACAUUUUAGAAGUAUUUUUAUCCCUUUGGUCAAUUUAACAACUGAAAUAUUGUUUUUCAACAGGUGUAAGCAGAACUGUGGAGAGAAAAUCUGUCCGUCCAAACGAUUUUCCCUGGUUGGCAUCUGUUUUGAGGGUUGUAUUGGACGCCUGAUCUACGAAUGGCGAGUCUACAAAAACGUUGGCAACGACUCCAUCAAGUCCUGGGAACUGCAACAAGAUAUCGCGCAAAGCUUGGCCGAGGUGAAGGAUACCACAGGUCCCAUUUUCACGCUGCCUAAAGACAUUCUCCAUGGGGGCAGCGAGUACCUCAUUCGCCUUUACGGCCGCCGUGCGAGGGGAGUCAACGGCAAGACAGAGAGUGUGUACGUAACGAAUGAAGUUCCUCAGGGAGGGGCCUGUUUCGGUUGGCCUCCGAGCGGUGAUGCACUGGUAACAAAUUUCCAUAUUUGGUGCGAAGGCUGGAAAGAUCCCGACAUGCCCCUGAGCUAUCAAUUUUAUUACAAAAAUGAUGAAGGAAAACUAGUUCUGUUUUACUUUGGUCAUAAUAAUUUUACAUACUCUGAACUACCUCUGGGAAAUCCCACGCAGAAUUACACGCUGGAAAUAAUCGCCAAAGUAUUGGACUUCUACAAAGGAGAGGCCAAAUACUCUCUCCUUUUGCAGGCAAGAAUUUAAUAUGACUAUUAUCAGUUACUUUGUCGCGCUAAUGUCAGUUGUCCUUUCAAAGGCUUUGUUUUUGUGUACCAGUCUUUCUCGUAUUUUCGACCACUGUUUCUAAUUCUGGAGGUCAACAAUAAUUAUCAUCCUUCUCCAUCCUGGUUACAACUGAUUCAGGAAUGAUGCUUAUAAUAAUUAUACUAAAUACCAUAAUAAUACACUCUGAAGAAAAUUCUCUUCUGCUGUGUAUUAAUCGAGAGGUUUUUCUUCAGUCUGUAGAACCCAAGAUAGAAGGAGACCAACUUGAUAAUAUGCUUGCUAACAUGACAUCAGGUGAAAACAGUCAGUUAAGCAACCUGGUGAACGUAGGUGAUAGCCAAGCCGCUCUAAGGAUGGUUGGAGCCAUCAAUUCACUUCUGAACGCGCAGAGCACAAAAACACCAUCCGGUAAUGACAGCGAAAGAGAGGGUGCCAGGAAAGAAAAGAGAAAAGAGGUAAACUGUUUAAAGAUGAUAAAAUUUGUCGCGCGUCUGGUACAAAGAAAAAUCCGUGUACCCCUAAAUUGCACUGCGAUCGGAUACUGUACCAGUGAGCAACAGAGAACUUGUUGGCGAGGAAAGUUUUUACGAGGUUAAAAUGUAAAAGGUCGAAGGUAAAUAUUUAUUUUAUAUCAAGACAUAGAAGACAACCCAGAGGACUCGAUAUUUGAAACAUCUGUAUCGGACUGACUCGGGCUCGUAGGGCUUAGUGAUUGGUUGAUGCAAAUAUACCUAAAAUGUCCAGCAUAUACCUGUUCAACAGCUGACAAGUUUAAAAUGGGCUAAAUGUUGUAAUAUUCGCUGGCAACAUCAAUGAUGGUUUGAGAAUGAGCUGUAUCACCUACUCGUGUAGCUAAUAAAACGGUUUUAUAGACUAGAGUUUUAUCUAAAUUAAUGCGAGCACCACGAGGGUUAGGGUAAGCUGAAUCACGACAUCACCCGCGACGAAUCUAAGAAUCUUUUUCGAAGGACCGAAAAGAGCAAGUGAAUAGCGGAACAGUCUUAUCAAAAAAGAGAGCGUCGCAUUUUUUAUGGCGAAAGCGAGAAAAUACAGCUAAGGAUAGUUUAUUCCUGUCCAAUUUGUUUGUGUUUAAACUAGAGAACGACCUUAUCAUGAACAUUUGAGUAAGGAGCUGAUUCACUCAGUGUUGAAUUGUCAGGUUCGGACAUCAGUAAUCAAAGCGGCGGCGUCCCUUCCUGUGACGUCAUUAGAGGGCCUGCAACAAUCUGCUGACACGAUAGCUAGUGCCUCCAUGUUCACCGAUGAAACAUCAACAACAGCUAUGGUAUAUUGCUACCUUGAGAUCUUAUUCAUUGAUUUAGAAAAUAAUUCUUAAUUGUGUGUCUUAAAACUAACCACUAAAAGAAAAGUAUUUGAGCUGUUCGGAAUGCGCGAGAUUCAAAACUUGUUAAGAAUAAACUGUACGAGGUUAAAAGUCAAAAGUAGACCAUUAAGCAAAGAGACCUCAAAUCAAAAGUCACGUCCGUUUAAGUUUUACGUCUGAAUGGCUAAGAUGAGGGCGAGAGGCUUUCUGUAAAAUUACUCAGAGGAUAUAUUUUAGCAAUUAUUAAACAUUCCAAGAUUAUUAUCCAGUGGUAUCCAUUUCCAGACGAUAUGCAAUACUGUAAAACGAUUUAGGCGUAUCGGGGGUGUCUUAAACAGCCUUUUUUUGUAUUCUGUUGCUUUUUUCUGCGAUCGUCAAAUGAAGAGUCUAAUACUUUAACCUAAUGUUAUCUCAAACAAAUCGAAAGAUAUUUCAACAAUUUACGACAUUUUAUGACUUACGUUGAGUCGUGCAAAACAAACCAUAACCUAGUCAUACGUACACGAAAAAUUUGCGUGGAAUGGCUCGUUACCCAAAUGUGUUUUUUACUUUACUUCAUAGAAUGCUUCAACAGAAGCUUUUGAGAGAAUGUCAGCCCUGUUAAAGAGUAGUUCCGAUGACUUUGCUGGUUACGACGCAGUAGUUAGCAGUGCCGAGUCCCUCUUGUCUGGAAUGGGACAAGUUCUUAAUGCCGCCGGGAGCUCCGUAGCUAUUAAGCCCAAAAAGAUGAAUGCUACGAAAGCCCCUCCAACAUGUGGGCCUUACGAUUUUGACUGUAGCGAAGUAGAUGAUGAAUUCUCUAGAAAUUCUACGGAUGAAGAAGAUGUAGAACUUGACGAAGAAUCUGCCAAGGUUAGUUUUAUACAUCAGAUAUGCAAAAUUGUUUUGGGUAGAGUUGGUCGCACAUUGUGAUCUUACAGGUUAGGAACAUACUGGAAAUACUGAGGAAUUCGUAAAAAAAUCCACAGAACACUCCAAUGCGAAGCUUCACUUAAUGUUUUUAACACGAUCACACAACUUGCAGUUCCCAAGACGGGCAAUUUGAAAACAUUUCUUCUCUCUGUCUGACACAGAGCCGCGAUGCAGCUAACGCUAUCGUGGGAAUGCUUGGAACAGUUAGUGGCUCUGUCCUGGAGAACAAACUCCCAGGUGAACAACCAAGUGUUAUUUCAACUGCUAAGCUCAACAUGGCGGUAGAAAGGGCUGACCCAGACUCCCCAAACGAAUCUUCUAUCGGUGACGGAGCAUCAGGCUUCAAGAUGCCUCCUUUAGGAAAGCUGUUUGGCAAAGCAGGCUCAGACCUUGAUGGCCCUGUAGACAAAGAGGUAGGUUUUUGUUACAUCAAGAGGAGAUCAAAAUAGGAGACUGAGUUUUCAAUUUAGGCCUUUUUCCUAAUGUAAUCCUUGUUAGUACCUAUAAAAUGUUGAAGAUUAUAAUUUAUGGGAUUCCUGUGGUUUUGCUCUACAACGCUCUGUGAUUGGUUUGAAAACUCCACCAGUCUCUGAACUAACCAGAGUCUAAAGUAAAACCAAUCCGCACAAAUUGGUCUCUUUCGUUUCCCGUUUCCUUGGCAGUUUGCCUUUUUUUUUCUUUCAGGUCUAAUUUGCUGAUGAUGAUAGUAACCCUUGUUUUUAUUGACCAUUGAGAUAAAUUUGGUUUUUGGUUUUUCGGAUCUCCAUUAGACACUGCUUUGAGAUCAUUUCAGUUAACGAAGACUCUGGGUAAAUGUUAAAAAAGGGCGAGCCCUAUUUCAUUACUUUGCCAAAUCUUCUGGAGAUGGAAGGGGGGGGGGGCAGUCUUGACUAGCAUCCCAUCCGAGGAAGAAGAAGCAAUGCACCUAGUCACGUCACGAUACAACCUCCGCAGUUAUGCGACUAAGUGUCAUACGUAGAAAGGGCGCAUGUUUAUAAAUAAGGUUAGUGACCCCUACGUAUUAUUUGCUUAUGUGUAGAUGGCUGCUGUUAACGAGAACCCAUACACUUGGGACAAAGGAUCUUCGAGUAUCACCGGAAAGGUCGUCAGUCUUUCUUUCAAUAGCAAAGGUAAAAAGUUAAGUGUCUCCAACCUGGACGAAGAUGACCCAAUAGACGUUUUUAUUCCAAGAGAUUCUCCCGUCAGUCCUCCGGAAAAAUUUAUUUACAACUGUUCUGUGCACCGAGGAAGGCGUACGCAUAAGCUGUUGGUUGACAAAAAUGGCACUGCCGUCAAUGUGGAGGUUCGUUUAGUCGGCUCAAGUCGGCAGUUUGUGGUUUAUGUCAGGCGCGGGAAAGCCCCGACAACUACAGAGUUCGACUGGAGAGCAGUUUCUCCCAACAUAACCGAAGAAGAACGAUUGAGUCCUAAUGUUACAGAAGAAAGUACAAACUCUACAGACCAAGAUUCUACCUCUUUCAGUACAUCAUUAAAUUCAACUUUAAAUGAGACAAACACUCUACAAAUAAAUCUCACUAAACUGGAACACGCCAGAGAUAAUCUUCACGACUCCAAUGUUACAUUAUUUCUAUCUCAAAAGAGACUUUACAUGGGUACAUAUUUCGUUAGCAUCUAUUUUUCGCCACCGUCUUCGUUGGAUGGACAACACGACCCAGCUGAAUGCAAAGGCAAUGAUUUGAGCAUUACUUACACGCUGAGAACAUUUAAAUCCAAAUGUUUAUAUUGGAACGAGGAAUUUCAAAAGUGGAAGAGCGAUGGCUGUGAGGUAAUAUGAAUUUAGUGGAUGUGAAUUUUGAUAUAGGGUACUGUAGGGGAAGUAAGAUAACAAAAAUGGAGUACAUUAAAGAUAAAAUUCGCUACACCACAUUCCUAAUUUGGACCCACAGUAUCUUCAAUUGAGCUCUGAUAAUAAUUCGAGAAUCACUUUCAAAAACGAGUACGAAAGGAAUGACCGAGGUACAUCUGAUUGUACGUCAAGUGGCAGUGUGUGUUUGUUUUUUUCUUUGUUUGUUUUUGUUUUUAGCGAGAGCUCCUCAUGAGCACAUUAAUUAGGGCAGAUGUGAGCUAUCCAUUUCUUAACCUAGAAUUAAAAAUUCAGUUUUAAUUAAAAUCUCCUCCCUCUAUUUGAACCCAGAGAUAUGAUAAAUAACUUUCUAGCCUCCUUUUUCUUGUUUCGCACUAUAAGCUACGGAACCUCGCUUUGAAAGCCCGCGCACCUCGCCACAAAUAAGAGCUGGAAAAAGUCAGUUCGUAAUUUAAAAUACGGACCUCGAACUCGGUUAGUAUUAACGAGGUAUAUAUAUUUUUAGUUAAUGUAAUUUAUCUUCAGAUUUCAUUGCUAAAUUAAAAUGACAUUUUUUAUGUGUUUUUUAGGUUGGUAACUUGACAAGUGUCACACGCACCCAUUGCCGUUGCACGCAUUUGACAGCAUUUGGUUCAAUGAUGGACGUCGCCCCAAAUCCAAUUGAUUACAGCGCCGUAUUGGCUGGAUUCAGUUCAAUGUUCGAAACAGGGAACGUAGUAGUGUUUUUCUUUAUCCUCGUUAUGUUUCUCCUGUAUGCUCUUGCGUUGGUGUGGGCCAGGAGAGCCGACAAGAGGGACAUGGAACAGGUACUGCGGGUUUGAUAAGUCAAUUAUUGUUACACAGUCGAGGAAAUAAAUCAUACGCACUUCAAAGUUCAUACCAUCACAAUAAGCUUUUAAAUUAACCAACAACACAGUAAUAGUUUGAAACAAUUUCCAAGCAAUUCGAAUGAAGACGAGUGAGAAAGUCAUGGCCAAAAAGACGUUGACCAGCCAUUUGACAGUAAUGUGGCACUUUGUGUGUGAAAUACGGACACUUCACUCUGGGGUUGAGUGUCACUCAGCUUUUGGAAACGUCAGUCUUUAUCAUCGUUGGUAGUCUUUUUCAGAACUAAUCUCAUUCAGACGAUGCAACGAUCUGCAGAAAUCAAAUGAUUUUCCAAAUGCCUCGAGACCCAAUUAUCUAAUUGAGUAUAUAGCUUAUAGACAGUUUUGUGUACAGCUAUGUUGUCUAGUGCUAUGCUCUAUGGGCAAAAUGUAUCUGUAGACAAUGGCAGCAGCUUAAUCCCGGGGCCCAUUGAGGUGAACUUAGUAUCGAUUAUGAUUGGUAUACAGUGUAGCCUCGUUAUCAUUCCAGUUGAUGUUGUUAUAGUUACCAUUUUUAAGAGUGUGAAACCCAAAGGAACUGACAAGACUGGUGAGGAAACAGAGAGGGACAGUUCUCAUUAGACGUAUCGCCAUCCCGCCUACUUGUUAACUUGUUCAUUAAAUACCAAUAGGUUUGGAACUUGGUUAAAAAGGUAAAUCUGUUUCAUUUUUGUCAUUAGGUUGGGGCAACGCCUAUUCCCAGCAACGUAUAUAAUGCCACAUAUCAUUAUGAGCUUACGUUUUUCACUGGUCAGCGGGGUGGUGCAGGUACAACAGCCCAGGUGUCGUGUUUGUUGUAUGGCGAGGGUGGCGAUAGUGGAAUCUGCAUUCUGAAGGACGAAAAUCGUCCUACUUUCCAAAAAGGUAGCGCCAACUCAUUUGUAAUCUCUGUUGCAAAGUCUUUGGGUCCAAUAACGUUCUUGAGAGUGUGGCACGACAAUCACGGGUUGUCACCUGCCUGGUUUUUGAAACGGGUCCUGGUGCGAGACAUCCAAUCAGGAGCGAUAACGAUAUUGAUCUGUGAACGAUGGUUCGCGCUGGAUGAGGGUGACGGCGAGAUCACGCGCGACUUAACUCCCGCAGGGGAAAAAGAUCUCACUUCGUUUUCAAGACUUUUUAAUAGUAAACUAUACAAAGACUUUACGGAUGCUCAUUUGUGGUUCUCUGUCAUUCUAAAGCCAUCUAGGAGUAAGUUCACUCGAUCUCAGCGCGCGUCGUGUUGUCUUUGCCUUCUGUGUACGGCUAUGGUGUCUAGUGCUAUGUUCUAUGGGCAAAAUGUAUCCGGGGACAAUGGCGGCAGCCUAGUCCUGGGGCCUAUUGAGGUGAACUUAGUAUCGAUUAUGAUUGGUAUACAGUGCAGCCUCGUUAUCGUUCCAGUUAAUGCUGCUAUAGUUACCAUUUUUAAGAGUGUGAAACCCAAAGGAACUGAAAAGACUGGUGAGGAAACGGAGGAACAGUCCUCAUCCUCAUCAGAUGAAACAAUUUGUGUCUCAGAAGUAGAAAUUUCCGACAUAGACGAAACAAAGACAGGAAUUGAAAAGGAAACUCCACCGAAUAAAGAAAUUCAUCUGAAUGGUAUUGAUUCCUCCGAAGAUGGUUAUGGCAGUGCUGAUAAUGAAGACCUCGUCGUAGUAAAUAAAACAGGGGAAAAUUCAAGCGGUAAAAUGGAUUUCUUUCGAAACAGACGAGAUGGAGGGCACAAAUAUGUUGUCCAAACAAACAGCCUUGACUCACAAAGGUAAGUUAGAAACAUUUCCCGGACACCACAUGCUCAAUGUCGGCCCAGGUGAGUAUCAUCUAGAGGGAAGAGGAGGGUAUAGAAAUGGUAGUUGCGCUAGCUGACGCUCUUCAUUAUCGUGUUUAGCUCUAAGCCCUUUCGCAUUCUGACCCAGUUGAAACUGAUUUUGCUCGAUAGGCCAAAAAUUAGGGAAACCCGAUCUUGCUGUGAAUAGUUUGCAGAAAGGGAACAGUAGAUGGUUCUCUUUUUGGAAUUUCUUUCCUCGAUAAUUUAAACAUCCAACGCAUUAUACACUUCAAACUAAAAGAUAUUUAUGAUUAAUUUACAGCUCUGACUUUCUCGACGAAACGUCCGAAAACUCAGUAAAUGAAAAAAAGGGCACAACAAAAUGGUGGUGUUGCAGAAAACGAACCGAAGACAUCGAAGACGGCGACAGUAAGGAAAAGAGUGAAGAACAGGACGAGAAAAAAAAGAAAAAAUCCGAUGGCUUCCUUCCACAUUGGUGUUUAUAUAUAGCAUGGACUCUGUGCAUCAUGGCGUCUUUUACAUCAGCUUUGUACACCUUAUUUUACAGCAUGAUGUGGGGACGGGAUAAAUCAAACCAGUGGUUUAUUUCAAUGAUCCUGACGUUCGCUCAAGACACUCUCAUUAACCAGCCAGCAAAGGUUUUGUUCUUAUCAAUGGUGUAUGCCAUCUUCAUAAGGAAGAGUGACGAGGAAACAGAUGCCGAACAAGGAGUUGAAGACCCGCGAAAAGGUAAUACUUUUGAAUACUAAACGUUUCUGAAGAAGUAUACUUUUAAGCUGCGUUUAUAAGUGCUACCAAGGUUUCCUCGGCGAGUGCUCUUGUUAAGAAAACCUUGUUCGUUAUAUUUCGUUACAAAGAAAAAAUGACUGAGUAAAAACUGCGGUAGUGAAAAUUCCGAGGCAAAUGUCCUUUUUAGGCGACCUAUACUUGUAAAGUUUGUUCUUAACUGAUUUUUCCCUUAGAAGUUUCUUUGUUCAAUCAUACUUUAUGUAGGCAAGAAGAAAUAUCAGGGAAAAUCUUAAUAAAUUUUUUUAUCCAACGGCAAGAAAAACUUGGGGAAAACUUUCCAUUGUAGAUGCGACUCUCAUGUCUUGUUUACUGAGAUAAACCAUCGAAUUUAAGGUGUCACAUCGGAGAAGUCGGUUGGGAUUCUGACAAGUCAAAGGAAAUGUCCUGAAACAUUUAACGGAAAACAAUUGAUCGGUUUGGAUAGGCCAUUGUUACGCGACAUAAGGGCCAGAGAGAAAGGUUACCAACCAUUGUUUGAUAUCAGGAGCCUUAGAACAUAUUUCACCGCUUUAAAGAAGCAUUAAUUUUUUUAUGUCCUGCCACCUUCACUAAUGGGUUGCCUACUGUCUUGGUAACAGAUGAUGACAUGCCAGAAACACUCUGCAAGUACAGAUUCGAGUUACAAAGAGAGACGGAGUGGGAAAACUGCAGCCUUUUUCAUUCUUAAUUUAUUGUGAUAAGCUUGAUCUGCAGUAGAAAAUGCCUUAGUACUAACUGAAAAAUAAUUCAUUGAACGCAUCUGCGAUUUGUUGAAACACAGGGCAAGAUGAAGAGUGGCUUCAUGGCGACACUUUGGACAACGAAGACAGAGAAAAGGAACUGCUACGAUACAAACCUCCUGACGAAAGCAAAUUAAACGCCUUGCGAGAAACCAGGGUUAGAGAAAAGCAAUUAAAAGACAAGUUUAUCAAGCUGGGAGAUUACACUUUUGUCGUUCUUGUCCUGGUAUUGCUCAGUUAUGGCAACAGGGACCCACAGUCGUUCAUGAUGAGAAACUCGAUGGAAAAGGAAUUUAUACAUCCUCUUACAGCAUCUUACCCCCAAGGAAUUACAGAUGUAAGUCUUAUUUAACAAUUAUAAUCGACCACGGUCAAGUCUCUCCUAAUUUUCAGUUGUCAGAAUCAAAUUUAGAUUCUUAAAUUUCUCAUGUAGAAAGGAAGAUGUGGGUCAGAGGCCUGACAUAGAGGCAGCUUGACUGGCAAUCGACAGAAAUCAAUGGCGCUCUUUCGCCGGGGCCUUUUGUGUGUAGACGCACGUAAAGGAGUGACUAACCAACUAACAUUCCUGUGUGCGAAAUGAUCAGUACGAAACACUGACCCCUCAUGACUUAAGUCAUUCCUGUUCUUGUAUUUACCAAUUUCAACAAAGGUUUUUGAAAGCUUCCCUUAUUUUACAAAACCGGUUUGGCAACUUUUCUGCUCACGAAAUCCACCUUGUAAUAGUAGCUUCUUAGUAACCGAGAGUGAAGGAAAAACUUAAACUUAGGCUGCGACUGAGAUUUUAGAUUUAAGACUGGAGGGUCAGGUUGAUAAGUUCAGUACUCAUAACUGAAGAAGGGGUAAUAGAGCAAUUGGAGAAGGGAGAGCGGCUGGAAGAAACUGAAGAGAUCUCUCCUUGACUUUUGGCUUCUCAUCUCGUACUAGCCCUUCGUUUUCUAGUCACAAAAAUCGAAAUGACGUAAGGUUCGUGUUCGUCCUUAGGUGAACAAUUUGCAGCUAUUUAUGACAUGGACAGAGCAAAGCUUAAUUCCUUAUUUGUACGAACAUGACUGGUAUAAUGGAGAAAAGGUAACGAACAGAACUGGAUACACUUCAGGAAGACAGUCCAGACGACUUGGACGGAUUCGAUUGCGUCAAGUUCGCGUCGAGAACGGUAAAGUUUCUUGAUUGAUUCUCAAAAAACCAAAACCAAGGUAAACACAACGACCAAUCAGAACAAAAGCAAAUUUUAGAAUUAAUUAGAACUCUGUUAGCUAUCGGCAUCAAGUGCAGGAAAACAUGAAAAAAUUGGUAGCAAUCUUAUCUUUGUCUGCAUGUGACUAGCCAGGAAGAAGACGCGGACGCGAAAUAAUUACAGAAUUAAGUACCAUAGGAAUCAUGGAUAAUUUUUAAACUAUCAAAUUGGAAAUUCUCUGUCAAUUGAACACUUUAAAAUCAUACUCGGCAGAUAUAAUGGAGGAGUCUAGGCGUUGCUCGUUAUGUCUGCUCGUUUACUAAACAUUUUAUCGUCCCGAAUAUCAUAUUUUUCCACCAGUAAAGCGAGUUUCAAGUUUUGUUUCACUUUGCAAAGUUUCACUUUUGUUCCAAUAAGUAAGACUUGACAACCUUAUUCGUUUCAGAAAGUAUUUCAACGUUACUCAGUUAAAUAACCGCACUAAAGAUGUUAAGCAAAUGGAAUCCACUCCAAUGUAGCAUACAUUUGCAUUUGUGUUACUAUUUUCUGCUUCUCGUGUGAAACACCUCUAUAUCACUAAUCAUCUUAGGAAUGGUUAAUCAUGUCACCUUCCAUAUAAAAUGCAGGUAGCUGUUCUGUGACAAAAGUGUUGAGAGAAGUUAUCCACGAGUGCAAUCCUCCUUUUGAUGAAAAGCAUGAAGAUACCCGGAUGUUCAGCCCCGAAUGGCGCGCUGGAUAUCAACCGGCAGAGGACACUCCGCUGUUCAAAAGAAGUGCAUCGGGGCAACUUUCUCCAUGGGCUUACUUGGACCCCACGGAAUCAAAUUCUUCAUUCACAUUCUACGGUAGAAUAGCGUUUUACCCUGGUGGUGGUUACGUGGCGGAGUUUGGCGAUUCCUUGGAGGAAACAGCCGCCUUCGUGAAGUAUCUCAAGUCGACCCAUUGGAUUGACAAGUACACCAGAGCUGUCUUUAUCGAAGGAGCAAUAUACAACCCUAACACGAACCUCAUUGGAGUCAUAGAGACUGGUGUGGAAGUAACGUCUGGAAAUGCUUUUUUACCGCGAGUUGAUUUCAAAAUCUUCAGGCUAUUUGCCCGGCUGGAUCCUUCGUACGCCUUUAACUCAGCUUGUGAGUUGUUGUUCUUCGUGAUUAUCCUUUACACUCUGUACACGAUUAUCAAAGGUAUCUAUCAGCGGAGGAAGGAGUACUUCUAUGAAACAGUAAGUCAGCUGGACAUUAUCCUCUUUGUGGAUGGUGUUGCUAUCGUAGUUGUGUAUGUUGUUCGAGAGAGCAAACUCAAAAGUGCCGUGGCUACCCUUAAAAGUGAUCAAGAAUGGUUCAUGGACUUCUCUGAGUGUGCCUCUUACAACGAGACACUCGUCAUCUUGUACGCGUUUGCAGACUUCGUCGCCAUACUAAAGUUCAUUCAUUUCUUAAGCUUCACGCGCGUUGUUCAACUUUUAUCAACCACUAUCGCAAAAUCUGUAGUUGAGCUACAGUCCUUCGCCGUCAUGCUGUUUGCCAUAUACAUGGCGUACUCUUCAAUGGCAUUCACAGUCUUCGCGCCUUACGUGGAAGACUACAGGUCUUUCUCUGCAACCCUUGCCUCUUUGUCAUGUCUUGUGAUGGGAGUUUUUGAUCAUACUGAUUUUACUUCCCAGUCUGAUUACAAAACUGUGGGUUAUUUUUUCUUCACGACUUUUUCUGCCAGCAUGAUUUUUAUAUUUACAAACGUUGUUAUAACGAUCAUCAGUGUUGUGCACCAAGAUGUCUGCACCGACGAGGAGCUUAAGAAAAACCAAGAUUCUUUUUUUAACAUUAUUUUGGACAGAGUACUGAUUUUCACUGGGCUCAAAGGACCACCAGUCCGAGAGGAACCAGAAAUUGAAGAACCUACUAUAUCCGAAAUACAAUGGAAUUCAAAUGUAAACUAUAUAGAGAACAGUCAAUUGAAGCGGUUCAAAGGAUUAAUAAAAUCUAUUUAUGAUUACGAUGAAAUAGAGAAUAUAUCACUGAUCAGAGCGUAUACGUGCACGUGGGAAAGAAAAACGAUACGUGAUUCUGGUUACCAAGGAGACACAUCAAGAUCAAAUGCUGCUGACCAAAGCAACGAUGACGAGCACGGGUGCACAAAUGAUACGAAAAGUCUAGAUCAAAGAGAGUCUGUUGCGAAAGAUGAGCAACAAUUGGAAAGUCCAUCAUCUAUGGAAGAAAAAAAUAGUCCAGCCGAAACUUUGACUAAGUUGAUCGCCAAAAAAACUGAAGAACUGAGAAGACUGGAGGAGCAAGGAGUUUGUGAUGAAAAAGAGAGAUUACGUUGCGUUAGAGUGAUUGAGUGCUUUCAGGACUUGUUGAAGAAAUCCGUGGGAGACGAGGACUCUGCUAAAAUGUUUCUAAGCCAUGAAGAGGAAUUUGAAGUCUAA